Messenger RNA from Setaria italica (foxtail millet), 883 nucleotides. RefSeq lists its product as uncharacterized. The transcript has a single exon. The record is from RefSeq and is a predicted model, not a curated record. NCBI's taxonomy places the organism in Eukaryota, Viridiplantae, Streptophyta, Magnoliopsida, Poales, Poaceae. The coding region runs from base 276 to 656 and encodes 126 amino acids.
CCCGCUCUCUCUCUCCUUCACGUGUAGCCAUGCACGAGCGCUAAUCCGACAACCAGCACCAACACCAAAAACAAAAGCGAGGUGGCCGAGUGACCCCUUCUUCCUCUGGACUGGACCCAUCUCGCCAUCCCUCACUCUCCAGUCUCCAUAUCUUCUCUGCUCUCCUGCAUGUUCUUCUAGUGAGAGAUGAGAGUGAGUGGUAGCUAGCACAGGUCGAAGAAGAGAGCAAGAGCAGGGAGGAGGAAGACGACGGAGCAGCAGCUGCUUGCCUUCAGAUGUGCUGCUACGUGGGCAAGGCAACCAAGAUCUUCCUGUGCCUCGUGGCGGCGCUCCUCGUCGCGGGCCUCGUCCUCGGCUUCGGCCUGGCCCGCCACACGUGGGGAGCCAACAGAGCCCAGCCGGACUGCCACUGGCCGGACUGCCAGCAGCAGCCGGCGGAGGAGGGCCCCGUGUACGGCGACCCUCUCCUCCCGGCCACCUCCGGCGCCGCCACCACGCCGCCGACCAACCCGCUCACGCAGCCUGCCGUGGCCGCGUUCCCGGGGGUCGCUUCGUCCUCCUCCUCAGGCUCAGCCGCCGCGCCGCCCACGGGCGUGCCCUACUUUGGGCCGCCUGGGCCGUUCGUCGUGGGCCUCGGCCCGGCAGCUCACGCUUGACACUCAUGAAGUCAGGAAUAUGAGUGGGAAAGCGAGUGGGGUUUUGACCAUUUUUUUUUGUUAGUUUUCUGGAUUUUAGCGUCUGAAUAUGAUUUGUUUCCAUUUUUUGUAUUUCCACUUGUUUUUGACUCGUUUCGGUGUACAAUUGGGUAAAUUACUCGGAGUCUGUAUCCGUUGUUUGGUUCGAUACAGCUAGUACGUAUUAAAUUAUCACCAUACUUCCUUCA